Ipomoea nil (Japanese morning glory) is the source of this 2122-nucleotide messenger RNA. Its product is annotated as putative receptor-like protein kinase At4g00960. The transcript is spliced from 7 exons. Gene Ontology annotation, biological process: protein phosphorylation. Lineage: Eukaryota; Viridiplantae; Streptophyta; Magnoliopsida; Solanales; Convolvulaceae. The record is from RefSeq and is a predicted model, not a curated record. Gene Ontology annotation, molecular function: ATP binding; protein kinase activity. Bases 35 to 2044 code for a protein of 669 amino acids.
UGAUAUACAUACGUAUACACCAUCACGCAAUACAAUGAUCACAAUUUGGUUUUUCUUGUUGAUGAGCUUCAUCACCAUCACCAUCACCAAAGGUAGCUCUUCUCUUGAUCUAAGACAUCGCUGCCCAGAUAGACUUUAUUACACUCCUAACAGCCCCUACAAAGCCAACCUUGACCUUCUUCUCUCUAAUCUCUAUUCCAAUGCCACCCGAGACAACGGUUUCUACUACACCACCGUCGGCCCUGGCGGCGCUUCCAACGACACCGUGUACGGCUCGUUCUUGUGCCGGGGCGACGUCUCCCCGGACGUUUGCCGCAACUGCAUUGGAGAUGCCCGUAAAGAGAUACUAGAGAUUUGCACCAAUGGAACGACGGCUAUGAUUUGGUUCGAUAACUGCAUGUUGCGUUACUCGGAGACGUCCAUGUUGGGGAAGUUCGACCAGACGACAUGGUUCACGAUGAAUAACAAGGAUAACGAUACUCAACCAAAUGCGUACAUGCGGUUGGUGGGGAAAAUGUUGGACGAGAUAACCACUCGGGCUUCCACUGGCUCCGACAAGAAAUUUGCUGUUUUAGAAGCUAAUUUUAGUGUGUUUGAGACGGUGUAUGCUCUUGGACAGUGUACUCCUGACCUUUCUAACGUUGACUGUCAAAUAUGUUUCAGAAGUGCUAUUGCAUUGCUGCCUCGUUGCUGUAAUGGCGCCGUGGGUGCUAGAGCUGUGUACCCUAACUGUUACGUUAGGUACGAGCUUUACCCUUUCUACAAUCUCUCGGCCGUGGCCGCACCGGCGCCCCCUCCUAUCCAUCCUCCUCCUCCUACUAUGCUUCCCAAUUCCGCUAGCAGCAAAGGGAAUAAAGGAAAAUCUUCUGGAAAAGUGAUUAUUGCAGCCUCUGUAGGGUCAAUCACUGGGAUAUUGCUCUUCGUUUUAUGCUUCUGUUUCUUGAAAAAGAGAAGAGCUAAGAAGGCCCUUUCAGUGAAGGAGACAAUUGCUGACAUGACUGAGAUUCCAACAGAGGAGUCGGUACAAUAUGAGUUCAGUACUAUUGAAGCUAUCACAAAUUGCUUCUCUCCGGAUAAUAAGAUUGGUGAAGGUGGAUAUGGUGCUGUUUACAAGGGAAGGCUUCCCAACGGACAAGAGGUAGCGGUGAAGAGGCUAUCAAAAAGUUCAACACAAGGAGUUGCAGAAUUCAAGAAUGAGGUUGCAUUGGUUGCCAAGCUUCUACAUAGAAAUUUAGUAAGGGUGUUGGGGUUUUGCUUGCAGGGAGAAGAAAAGAUACUUAUCUAUGAGUUUGUUCCCAACAAAAGUCUUGACUACUUUUUAUUUGAUCCAGUGAAGAAGCAACAAUUGAAUUGGCCCACUCGUUAUAAGAUCAUAGAAGGAAUAGCUCGUGGACUCCUUUAUCUUCAUGAGGAUUCAUAUCUCAAAAUUAUACACCGUGAUUUGAAAGCAAGCAACGUGUUAUUAGACGAAGAUAUGAACUCAAAAAUAUCUGACUUUGGCCUGGCAAAGAUUUUUAUGAUUGAUCAAACUCAAGAAAAUACAAGUAGAGUUAUCGGAACAUAUGGGUACAUGGCUCCCGAAUAUGUUAUGCGUGGCUUGUUCUCUGUGAAGUCAGAUGUUUUCAGUUUCGGAGUUUUACUCUUAGAGAUUAUAACCGGAAUGAAAAAUAGUUCUUUCCCCAGCUACAUGGAAUCAUCUGGACCUCAAGAUCUUCCUAGCUAUGCUUGGAAGCAUUGGAGGGAGGGCAGACCCUUAGACAUGGUGGAUCAAAGUCUUGGAGGAUUGUAUUCGAGGAAUGAAGUGAUUCAAUGUAUCCAUGUUGGGCUGUUGUGUGUCCAAGAAGAGGUGGAUGAUAGGCCAACAAUGGCGAAUGUAGUGCUGAUGCUAAAUAGUUAUUCUGCUACAAGGAGGACACCUAAUCCACCUGCAUUUUUCACCGGUUUAAGUCAGAUUUUGGCAGGACAAGAGGCGGUUCAAUCCAGAAACAAGCCAAAACCAUUGUCAUUGAAUCAAGUUUCCACUUCGGAGCUCUAUCCUAGAUAAUUUUAGGCUGAAAUAUUUUUUUUUUUAUACAUUAAGUUUAUUUUUAGCCUACGCCAGACUACUUAUAAGUUCUCAUAA